AUGGGGCAGCUCAGCAAGAAGCUUCUGGUGGCGUCCAUGGUGGUGGCGGUGCUGGCCGUGGCAGCAGUGGAGCUGUGCGGCGCCAUCCCGCUCGAGGACAAUGACCUGGAGUCGGAGGAGGCGCUGUGGGACCUGUACGAGCGGUGGCAGACCGCGCACCGCGUGCCCCGCCACCACGCUGAGAAGCACCGCCGCUUCGGCACCUUCAAGUCCAACGUCCACUUCAUCCACUCCCACAACAAGCGCGGCGACCGCCCCUACCGCCUCCGCCUCAACCGCUUCGGCGACAUGAGCCAGGCCGAGUUCCGCGCCACCUUCGCCGGCUCCCGCGUCAGCGACCGCCGCCGCGACGGCCCCGCCACGCCACCGUCGGUCCCGGGGUUCAUGUACGCCGCCGUGAACGUGUCGGACCUGCCGCGGUCCGUGGACUGGCGCCAGAAGGGCGCGGUGACCGGCGUCAAGAACCAGGGCAAGUGCGGCAGCUGCUGGGCUUUCUCCACCGUGGUGUCCGUGGAAGGCAUCAACGCCAUCCGAACCGGGAAGCUGGUGUCGCUGUCGGAGCAGGAGCUCAUCGACUGCGACACGGCGGACAACGACGGGUGCGAGGGCGGGCUCAUGGACAACGCCUUUGAGUACAUCAAGAAAAACGGCGGGCUCACCACCGAGGCCGCCUACCCGUACCGGGCUGCCAACGGCACCUGCAAAGCCGCGAAGGUGGCCAAGAGCUCCCCCAUGGUGGUGCACAUCGACGGACACCAGGACGUGCCGGCCAACAGCGAGGAGGCGCUGGCCAAGGCCGUGGCGAACCAGCCCGUGUCCGUGGGCAUCGAUGCCAGCGGGAAGGCGUUCAUGUUCUACUCCGAGGGGGUGUUCACCGGUGAGUGUGGAACAGAGCUGGACCACGGCGUCGCGGUGGUCGGGUACGGCGUGGCGGAGGACGGCAAGGCGUACUGGACGGUGAAGAACUCGUGGGGCCCGUCGUGGGGGGAGAAGGGGUACAUCAGGGUGGAGAAGGAUUCCGGUGCCGAAGGCGGGCUCUGCGGCAUCGCCAUGGAGGCAUCCUACGCCGUCAAGACGGACAGCAAACCCAAGCCCACGCCCAGGCGCGCGCUCGGCGCCUGGGAGUCUCAGUGA
This is a messenger RNA of Triticum turgidum subsp. durum (durum wheat), 1134 nucleotides long. The record is from the annotation of a GenBank genome assembly. NCBI's taxonomy places the organism in Eukaryota, Viridiplantae, Streptophyta, Magnoliopsida, Poales, Poaceae.